AAAAAUGUCAAAUUCCACGGAUUUCCACCCCGAUUAUUUCCUCCUGAUGGGAAUUCCUGGCCUGGAGGACUCACAUCUCCUGAUCUCCAUCCCGUUCUCCAUCAUGUACGUUCUGUCACUUCUGGGAAACUCCGCCUUGGUCUUGGUCAUCUCGGCCAAUGAGAGUCUCCACCAGCCCAUGUAUAUCUUCCUCAUGAUGUUGGCAACCAGCGAUGUCCUCUUGAGCUCCACCACCGUACCCAAGACCCUCAGCAUCUUCUGGUUUGCUAAUCAUCAGAUCUCUUUCAUUGGAUGUCUCACCGAAGUCUUCUUCGUCCAUUUCUUUUUUUGUACUGAAUCCGCCAUUUUGCUCUCCAUGGCGUAUGACCGUUACUGCGCCAUCUGUCACCCUUUAACUUACACUACGACUCUCACCAACUCCUUCAUACAGAAGACGGCCAUGGUGGCCCUUUUUCGAAGUAUCUUCGUAAUUACGCCAUUUGCGUUUCUUCUCCACAGAUUACCGUUCCAGCGAAGCAACGUCAUAGGACACACCUACUGUGAGCACAUGUCUGUGGCUAGAUUGGCGACUUCUAACAUAAUGGUGAAUGUGGUGUAUGGACUGGUCAUAGCCGCCUGUUCCACCGGUGUGGACUUGGUCCUUAUUAUAAUUUCCUAUGCUGCUAUUAUCAUGGCGGUUCUGAGACUCCCAUCCUCGGAGGCUCGUCUCAAAGCCUUCAAUACAUGCGUGUGCCACACCUGUGUCAUCGUUCUCUUCUACAUCCCGGCGUUUUUUAGCUUCAUUGCUCACAGAGUCGGCCACAGACACAUCUCUCAACAGUUCCACAUCAUCUUCGCCAACCUCUAUGUCCUGGUCCCACCGAUGAUGAACCCGAUCAUCUAUGGCAUAAAGACCAGAGAGAUUCGCCAGAGGGCCUUAGCCAUGCUUUGUAGAGGGACACCCAAUGUCUUUGGGGGAAAAUGUUUUUAGGCUUUUAUAGGUCACAUGAUUUAUUGUAGGUGUUUUAUUCUGUUGUUGAGAGGCAAGAAACAGACGGGAAA
Rana temporaria (common frog) is the source of this 1041-nucleotide messenger RNA. RefSeq names its product olfactory receptor 52D1-like. Gene Ontology annotation, molecular function: olfactory receptor activity; G protein-coupled receptor activity. The record is from RefSeq and is a predicted model, not a curated record. NCBI's taxonomy places the organism in Eukaryota, Metazoa, Chordata, Amphibia, Anura, Ranidae. Gene Ontology annotation, cellular component: membrane. Gene Ontology annotation, biological process: G protein-coupled receptor signaling pathway. The transcript has a single exon. Bases 5 to 970 code for a protein of 321 amino acids.